Aureobasidium uvarum is the source of this 2061-nucleotide messenger RNA. NCBI's taxonomy places the organism in Eukaryota, Fungi, Ascomycota, Dothideomycetes, Dothideales, Saccotheciaceae. The record is from the annotation of a GenBank genome assembly.
AUGGCGCCGUCCUCAUCCGUGGGCUCCGAUGUCUUUGCUGUGCUCGCCCUACUGUCCAUUUCAGCAACUGUUGUUCUCCUCCUUCGAUACUACCUUCCUCUACGGACAACUCCCGCCUAUCUCCUGAUUCCUGUGUUCUUGGCUCUGGCUCUUCCAUCCUCCAUAGUCUUCCUGGUACCCAUCGACUUGGCUUCGUCUUCUGGUACCGAUACCGAUGGCCAAAGAGGAAUAUGGCUGCCCAACAAUGUCAUGCUGGUUGCUUGGAGGCUAGCAUACUGGCUCACCUUUUGUCUGACAUGGUUCGUCAACUCAGCUACCCAUCUUCAAUAUACUCGAGCUAAAACAUCUCACCUAGGNUUUGUACUUCCUCUGCUCGGCGAGUAUUGUGACUCGGGAUACCGAGAACCAAAGGACCGCUUCAUAUACUCUCUCCGAUCCAACGCCCGCUAUCAGCUCAUCACACUGUCCCUCGGAACCGCUGGCGCCAUCUACUUCUUUUGGCAGAAUCGCCAUGACCAUACUACAAAUAAAGCUACGACCCUCAAGGCACUAGUCAUGGCCAUGGCAUAUGCCUAUGGUCUGGUUCUGGCCAUCUACCUUAUGGGCCACGGACUCGUCGCCAUACCACGCCGUCUGAUCAGGGAUGCCAGCGUCAGUGCUCGAUUGAAGAGGCUUCAGAGCCAUGCGCCGGGCAUACACGACAAGCUGGAUGAGGCUAUUGAGGAUCUACACAAAGUCGAAACUCAAGUCCUCCAACUACGCCAGCGGAAAAACACAAUACCCAGGGACCUACAAGAUUGGGUGGAAGAACUUUAUGAUAUGUCUAGUCUGCCCGAAUCGCGCCCUGCUGUUACUCAUGCAUCUGUACCCGCACCCCCACCCGUCGUGACGGAACGAUAUCUGGCAGAACUGUCUCGAAAAGUAAAGCGUGCGAGGCACAAGCGUGCACGCUUCACUGGCGAGUGGAACCAUCUCGUUAGGCAGGCUGCCAGGUUCCAAUCGCUCAUCGACUUCCCUUCGUCACAGCGCCCGAAAGCAGCAAACAUGCGUUAUCAUGUCCAGGUCCAUGUCUUGCCUACUCUGCGUGCUAUUGCGGGCGUUUUCCUAGCUUGCGCAUCUAUCGGUCUGCUCUGGUCAGAGGUGGUGCACGAGAUGGAGCCAAAGCUUUCCUUGGUUGGAAUGAGCGUUGUGCAUCAUCCAUCGAGCUCUCGAGGUCAGAUCGGUUUCGCCGGUCAGAUGAUUUCCGCUGCGUGGUUGCUAUACAUGUGUGCUGCAGCUUUGUACUCUGUAACGGAAGUCAAGGUCUGGGGCAAUCGUGCACUCGUACGUCGCCAGACAUACGCUGAGAGCGCAUGUUGGUAUAGCUUGCAGGUUGCUAAGCUCACAGUUCCCUUGAGCUUCAACUUCAUCACCAUGAUCGACCCGACCAUCAGCGAAGGUACCACCUUCUACGGGUUUCUCGGGCGCUUGAUCAACCUCACACCCGUCAUUGGCAACUUCUCGGCCUAUUUCCCAAUUGUUGUCCUAAUCCCAGUCGUCGCGACCCUCUUCAACCUCUAUGGCAAGGUCAAGAAUGUGAUCGGCUUCGGCGUGAUUGAAGACGAACACGAUGAGCAGGGAGCAGGCACUUGGCGUGAGGGUCGCAUUCUCAUCGAACGUGAGCUACAGGCCGAUGGCUCACAACUGAACUUGGCUUCUUCGAGUCUGCUGUCUUCAGCUGAACCAUCACCACGCCAUAGCGCCGAUCUCAACCGACCGUCAAGACUGAAUAACAACAAUGGCCGCCCCUCUGCAGCGAGAAGAGCUGCUGCGCGAAUGCCCGAGGAGGACGAAGACACGAGCGACAGAGCGUUCUUCCAAGAUGUCGGCCAGCGCAUGCGCAACACGUUUGACACAGUCGAAACACCGGCCUGGCUCCGGGAGAUCGGAGAGGUUAUUAAGAAGCCCAGGUGGAUGAACGGAGGCAAUGAAGAUGGUGCUCAAAGCUCAGAAGAAGGGGGUAACUUCUUUGGCAAGCUGUUUGGCGGUAGCAGUAGUGACAAUGGUAAUAUUAGGUUGUAG